CAAAAAACACAAUACAAAGGGGAAGGAAGGGUCGUGCGUGAGAGAAUAAGAGCGCACUUCCAUCGACCGACGCAUUCAUCUUCUUCCUCAUAUCUCUCUCUCUGUAUAUUCAGGUCGAGGAGAGUUCUCGAUCCUGUUACAUUUCUGCAAUUUAGAUCUUUACACAGACGAGAAGGGAGGUUAGGCAGUGAGUAUAUAAAAUUUCGUCUGGAUCUACACGGUUUUAGCGGGAAGAGGUUUUGAUUUGGGGAAUGCGUUGUUGAGCUGAUCUUAUAGGUUGAUUGAGGCUUAGCUCGGUCUAGAAUUUGUUAGCUUGGGAAAGGCCGAUGAAGAACGGGAUGGCCGAAUGCAGUGUAUGUCGUUCAAGGUUGGUUUCUCCCAGUAGCAGAGCUAUAUCGAGAGCUUAUGAUACCCACAAGAUUAGAGUAUCUUCUAAACAACGGGCCCUCAAUGUCUUUUUGGUAGUCGGUGACUGCAUGCUAGUUGGUCUACAGCCUGUCUUAGUGUAUAUGUGUAAAGUGGAUGGGAAGUUCAACUUUAGUCCUAUUAGCGUCAACUUCUUGACAGAAAUUGCAAAAGUUAUUUUUGCCAUUGUCAUGCUAUUGUUCCAGGCCAGACACCAAAAAGUUGGAGAGAAACCUCUACUAUCUCUUUCCACGUUUGUCCAGGCAGCUCGGAAUAAUGUGCUUCUCGCUGUUCCGGCAGGGCUGUAUGCCAUUAAUAACUAUCUUAAAUUCACAAUGCAGCUAUAUUUCAAUCCUGCUACUGUGAAGAUGCUCAGCAAUUUAAAGGUUCUGGUAAUUGCUGUACUACUGAAGAUGAUAAUGAAGCGACGCUUUUCCAUCAUACAGUGGGAAGCACUUGCGCUCUUGCUGAUAGGGAUUAGUGUAAAUCAGCUGCGUUCUCUUCCUGAAGGUGCUACUACUGUGGCUGUUCCAAUUGCUACGGGUGCAUACAUCUGUACCUUUAUUUUUGUUACUGUCCCAUCUUUGGCAUCUGUCUACAACGAGUAUGCUCUAAAGAGCCAAUACGACACAAGCAUUUAUCUUCAGAACUUAUUUCUCUAUGGUUAUGGUGCGAUAUUCAACUUCCUCGGAAUACUAGGAACUGUUAUAUAUAAAGGUCCUGGCAGUUUUGACAUCCUACAAGGACAUUCUAGGGCUACUGUGUUUCUGAUACUGAACAACGCAGCACAAGGGAUUCUAUCCUCCUUUUUCUUCAAAUAUGCAGAUACAAUCUUGAAGAAAUAUUCAUCAACGGUUGCCACAAUAUUUACCGGCAUAGCAUCUGCAGCACUCUUUGGACAUGUAUUAACCAUGAAUUUCCUUCUGGGGAUUUCUAUAGUUUUCAUUUCAAUGCAUCAGUUCUUUUCACCCCUUUCAAAAGCUAAAGAUGAGCAACAAAACGGAAACCUAGAAUUAGUUAAGGAAAAGGAUGGUCAUGGGGGUAAAGACUCACUAUUCAUCAACAUGGCAGCGGGAGCAAAUGAAGAGGCUAGUCACCGUGUUGAAUCAGACGACCGAGAGCCGCUUCUUCCCAGAUAAAAACAUCCCCGUGACUUCUGUUUCGAAGAAUUCUUUUGGCCAAGAUUAUUUUAGAGAUCAGGAAAUUUCGAUAGUAUACUACACGGAUUCAGCGCAAUAAACUUUGAGAGGUUGAGUCCUUUUCACCGUGCUGCAAUUCUCCCAAAGAGUCAGUUAAGUUCGUUAAGAAACAUCUUUAGAGCCUAAACCUGUAUUCUUUUUCGGAUAGAACAAUAACAACUCUUCAACGUUAUAUGUAUUUUUAAAGCAUCUUCCUUA
Molecule: messenger RNA, 1802 nt
Organism: Capsella rubella
Lineage: Eukaryota; Viridiplantae; Streptophyta; Magnoliopsida; Brassicales; Brassicaceae
Product: CMP-sialic acid transporter 2
Exons: 15
Coding region: 327-1544 (405 amino acids)
Biological process (GO): pyrimidine nucleotide-sugar transmembrane transport
Cellular component (GO): Golgi membrane
Molecular function (GO): pyrimidine nucleotide-sugar transmembrane transporter activity
Source: RefSeq, a predicted model, not a curated record